Messenger RNA from Fusarium odoratissimum NRRL 54006, 4083 nucleotides. RefSeq names its product ATP-dependent DNA helicase 2 subunit 1. NCBI's taxonomy places the organism in Eukaryota, Fungi, Ascomycota, Sordariomycetes, Hypocreales, Nectriaceae. Gene Ontology annotation, biological process: regulation of DNA-templated transcription. The record is from RefSeq and is a predicted model, not a curated record. Bases 1 to 3432 code for a protein of 1143 amino acids. Gene Ontology annotation, molecular function: DNA-binding transcription factor activity, RNA polymerase II-specific; zinc ion binding. The transcript has 3 exons.
AUGGCGACUGCAGGCGGGAGGAUAGAUUCAUCCUCUAUACUGACACCCCCUUCAGCACCCGUUAGUGGCUCUCAGUGGCAAGGCGCUCAACUCACACCCACUAAACUUCAGCUAAACACUCCCCGGCCCCUUACCUCAUCUAUCGAAUCCGUAGCUCCACCAUCACCUACCUGCGCGUUCGUGAGCCCGCAAACGCCAGGACAGCGUCACCCCAACAUCCCAUGGGCAACACUUGUCGCCUCAUCACCUCAGAAGGAGCCAGGCGCUGACGAGUAUAACUCAAGGCUAUUGCGCCUGGCGCGGCGCCGGCCAACUUGCGAGCAACGAAAGACCAUGGUCGAUUUCCUCGCAAGCCUUGGUCUUGGCGGCGCGCAGACACCCGCAGCGUCAAGUAACUCGCAAUGCGAUUCGGUCGAGGAGCUCCAGCUCAAACUACGAAGCAUUCUAGAUGCCAAGGCGACACCGACACGGGCCGAAAAUGUGGCUUUGACAAUCGAAUUGAGAGCCACGGUACGAUUUCAGUUGCCUGUGUCCGAAUCGGAGAAUGGGACACUCGAGAGCCUAAACAACAUCGAUCCGUCACUGGGAGGAGCGCAAUCUAUAGGAAUGAAUGGCAAUCGGGAUGAAGGACAGCUAUCGCGCGUGGUAUUUGCCAAUGACACGCUCAUGAACCAGCCACAAGACGACCCGACGCUCCAACGGUCUGUCGCAAAACAUAUCAUUUCAAUAAUCAGCUCAACCGAUGGGAGUACCUGGACCGUUCGAGAGGUGUCGCGCGUUACACAGGGUUGGACUUUUACGUAUUUGUGCAAGGACUCGUAUCAGCAAUGGACUCGACAGAAUGCGAAGAAUCCAACGAAAACAAUAGUAGGAGAGUUCAGUCAGAGAGAGCCUGACCCAGUUCUGCAUGCUCGGCCUGCUUUUGACUGUCGAGGAUCUAUCACGAUUGCCUUUAACCGUGGCAGUCGCUCCAUCAAUGUAAAAUACAACCAUACACCUUUGCACAAAACAGUUGCAGAGCUAGCCGCCCACUUCAAGCCUGCUCCUCGUCAACUGGGACCAGGCGCGCAGAGACUCCUGGAACAGCAGCAGAAGGCUAAGGAGAAGACGCCGAGGAAAUCUAGAGGUGAGAAGAAAGACAAGAAGGAGCGAAAGAAGCGGGAUUCUACUAUAAAGGCGCAAGAUGAGAAUGGUAAUCCCCGGAAACGAAAGAAGAAAAACAACGGAACAUCUCAACCAGCGGACUCAGUAGACGGACCGAUAAUCCCCCCAGAUUGUCCUGGGGCACCAGCAAUCGAUGGGCAAAAUCAAGGGGGUCCAUCGUAUAUGAACGGAGGAGAAGCGUCGGGCAACCCUGGGCAGCAAGGAUUCAACGAUUAUCCUCAAGGGUUGAUGGGGGGCGCAUCGGCAACGACGAAUGGAACUUCGUCUCAGCAGGCGAACGGCCAGCUGGCUUCAGUUGCUUUCCCAGUUAAUGUCUCAGCAGCUGAGGCAGCACGCCGAAAAGAGGCAGCCACGACAAUGCUCAGCAACGCUGGUGUCGAUCCCACCACAUUGUCUCCUGAGCAGUUUGGUAUCUUCGCCAACCAAGCACCAGAGUUGCAGCGCGAGUCACUGAACAUGCUUGUCAAAUAUGGUGCAGAACGGCUCCGUAUUGUCCAUCCCGGUAACAAGGAAGGCUCAACACAGGCAAGCUCUUCAACACAGAGCAGCCAGACAACUUCAACUGGACCUAGAACUACCAAAGAGCUAGUGCCACAGUCAAGUGCUCAGAGCAACGCGAACACAGAUACUGAGACAGCAGUAGCUCAGGCUGCUGACGACACUUCCGCUCCUAAGCGUAAGAGGAAGAAGAUGGGCAAGUCGAGAACAGCUUGUUUCCCCUGUAAGGCACGGAAGGCAAAGUGCCCAAGGGAGAGACCAAUCUGCACCGAAUGUGCAGAUCAUGGGACUGCAUGUGAAUAUGCGCCACAGAAACCAAGAAAUAAGGCAACGAAGCCCAAGAAGUCUGAGGCUUUCGUUGUUGAUGAUGACAAAGACGAUGGCGAUGAGGAAGAUGAAGAGGUUGAAUCGCAGGAAGAUGCUGAGGCAGAAGGUUCCGGACAGGAAGAUGACGAACAACAAGACACUUCACAGGACUACUCAUACCCUCAGAUGAAUAUCGGAAACAUGGUCACCAACACUGAUGCAACAACUCAAGAUACCCACUCCACACAAAACAAUUACUAUCAGCCUGCGUCCGGCCUAGUUCUUCCUCAGCCAGACCCUAACUCGACCAGCUCUCAAGCAAUGAGCACAUCAGUAUCGCAGAGAGGCAACUACUCUCAUAACCUGCCAGAAGUGACACAACCCAUGGUCCACCCAGCCCCUCCUAUCCCAGCUCCUGCUGGUACGAUCGCUCCCUCUGAAACAAGGCGAUGGACCGCCUUUGGUAGUGGUAGUGUUGGUGGAAGUAACACCACCAGCAAGACACGAAGAAGUCUUCCGUCCGAGCCCAGCCAUACGAAUGCGCAAAACAUGCCUGCAAACCCACAGCCAUCAGACUGGGCUCAAACUUCCAACGCGACUAUGCCUGCAACAACAAUGGCAUCGGUCUCUCCGCAGAUGACAUACGACACACGCUCAAGCGGGAGAACUCGACAGAAGAACCAGAGCCUAACGAAUGAUACUUCCCAACAAGCUGCAGCAGUGUCCAACACGGCCAUGCAGCAGGCUCAGGCACGUCAAUCGCCCGUCGCUGCAGCAGCCAUGAUGGCACAGACCCGCAAAUCCCCUUAUCAACAAGCUGCGGUUCCUCGCACGACUUCUAGAACAAGCCAGCGAAACCAGUCUCGCACACCUGUAACUGACCAGGCACGAGGUUACCAGCCUCCUUCCAACAUGGCUCAGCAGCAAAAUCCACUAGGCAGCACUCAUUAUGAUACAUCACGCAUAUCCAGUGGUUCUGGCUAUAAUGAUAAUGGGCGUUACAGCAGCACUAGCACCAGCGGAAGCCACCAACCACCGACCACCAUGAGCACAUCUUAUCAGACUACUUCUUCCACAGCAAACCAGUGGUCUAAUUCUUCGAGUCGAAACGAUCGCUCAUAUGGCACCAGCCCAUCAUAUCAAACACCUAAUAUUCACGCACAGACAACAGCGUCCAAGCCAACGGCGUCCAAGCCAACGGCGGCAUCCCGUCAGAACUUUAAUAUGCGUUCAAACACACAACAGCAUAUUCGUGCUAGCAGUGGCUCAUACAACCAGCAGCAGCCACAACAGCAACAGCAGGGUUAUGCAUCAUACUCUGGGUCUACACACCAGAGCCAACAGGGUCAGACAUCAAACCAGCAACAGCCGUCUAGCUGGUACUUCCAAAACUCGCACAACCCUUCUAUUCAUCCUGGGGGCCAGUCAUCUGGCUAUAACUAUGAGCCAUGGUCAGGCGUUUAGGAGCCAGAGUAGUCAAAUGCACACAUCUAUUCAUCUAUGGCUUAUGAUUGGGGCAGAAAUUGCUAUGGAUGGGUUUAGCGAAUCAGUUUAUUUAGCGCAAUGAUCAUGGUAUAAACAGGAAUCAAGUUAAGGCACUCAUGCCUGGAGAUACGCAGCAAUGUCAGACAAUUGAGAAUCGCGGGUUAUAGCAUUUUCUUCUUCUUUUCACCUGAUGGAUGUGAUCGUAUAUUUGAAGCAUCACAUUGCUUAAAUCAUUAUUAGGUGCUAUUCAACUGAUCAUUAACCUUGACUUGUGUGUAUUCCUCUCGAGUUCCGCCAAAUUCCAUGGUAUUUCCAUCACAUUAAUUUCCAGUCGUUCGUCCAGUCAUACAAAGUAUCCCCGUAAGGUAUUCAGAUGGGUUGUCCGUCUUUGGAUAUGUGCUACUCAUCUACUCAACAUGGUCUGAAAUAGCAAACUUGCUGAGAGAUCGCAGCUUGCCACCGUAAAAGUACAGCAGCCAGAUACCAAUGAUACCGAUAACACUCAGACCACCAAGAAGACUGGUACCCUUAGCAACACCGAGAUUGUCGAAUAAGGGCUGGGCAAAGAGAACACUGCCACAAGCAAGAGCACUUCGGAAGAAGUCAUUCGCCGCAAAGAGACUGGCAGCA